Dovyalis caffra is the source of this 1374-nucleotide messenger RNA. The record is from the annotation of a GenBank genome assembly. NCBI's taxonomy places the organism in Eukaryota, Viridiplantae, Streptophyta, Magnoliopsida, Malpighiales, Salicaceae.
AUGAAUACUGUAUUCUCCGUUGACGAUUUAUCCGACCCGUUCUGGCUGUCUCCUCCGCAGCUUCUACAAUCAACAACUCCGGCGAUGCAUAGAAGUGAAUCGGAAUGGGCAUUCGAGAAAUUUCUACAAGAAGUCUCCCCGGCCUUCGUAUCCUCCCCCGCCAGCGACACCAACACCGCAGCUCCUUCGGCGCUUUCUCAUUCGUCCACGUCAUCGAUACCUCCUGAUAACGGCGAGGAUGAAGUGGUGGAGAUCACAAAGCAUCCAAUUCGUCACCAUCAUCCAAAUCCAAAUCCUCAUCCGCAGACGUUGGAUCGCAAUCUAACUGCUCCGAUUGAUUCAGAGGAUUACCGCGCUGUUCUCAAGUCGAAGCUUGAUCUCGCUUGUGCUGCCGUGGCCAUGUCUAGGAAAUCCAAUGCUAUAAAGCCAGAAGAUUUUUCAUCGGUUCCGGAAGAUCAAAGGCUAGCUGCUAUAGAUGCUCAAUUGGAAACACAAGCUUUUCGUACUGGUCAUGGCAUCUCAAUGGGACAAAUUGGGGCAGAUGGUGGAUCACUUGGCAUUCCAGCUUUACCUACUACACAGAGAAAACAAGAGGUCCAAGCCAGGCAAACAACCAGUGGGUCAUCAAGAGAAGAUUCAGAUGACGAUGACCUUGAAGGAGACACAGGAACCAAUGAAAAUGGGGAUCCUAAUGAUGCAAAACGCAUGAGGAGGAUGCAGUCGAAUCGAGAGUCAGCUAGACGCUCUAGAAGAAGAAAACAAGCACAGCUGAGUGAACUUGAAACACAGGUUGGUCAAUUAAGGGAUGAACGUUCUUCACUGCUAUCACGCUUCACUGACGUAAAUCAGAAGCGGGAUGAUGCUGCUGUUGACAACAGAAUUUUGAAGGCUGAUAUUGAAACAUUAAGGGCAAAGGUCAAGAUGGCCGAAGAACAAGUUAAACAAGUGACAGGUUGUAACCCAAUGCUUCUAGCAAGGUCUAGCAUGACUAGCCCUGGGAUGCCAUUUGUCGGUGGCCGAGUGGAUGCACCUACAAAUGUUGCUGUGCCUAUGCAAACAAAUCCCCACCAAUUCUUUCACCAGCCAGUUCAUGGUAUUACCUCUGCUGCUCCACAUCUUCAAAGACUAGACAACAGCUUCCCCAACAACACGCUAGUUCCUCUUCCCACAAAUCCACAAACUGACAAUGGAACCAGUAAUAAUGGUGGAUUGACUUCUAUGCAAUUCACAGCCGGUGGGCAAAGUCUGGCUGUCAUGCCUUCCGUGCAACAGGUGCAAAAGCAGAUUUGUCCUACUGUUGGUCCAGCUGGGGCUUUGCCUGUGCAUGAUUCAGGAAUUCCUCACAUGGUUGCAAAGGAUAACAAAAAGAAAUGA